AUGUAUAUACUAUUUUCUCUUUUGGCACUCCUACCUACAGUGAUCCUAUCGUCUCCAAUCUGGAACCCGACGCCCGAGUCGCAUUACGAUGUCGUCGUUGUCGGUGGAGGACCGUCGGGACUGAGUGCGCUGAGUGGGCUGGCUCGAGUGCGACGCAAGGCGUUGUUGAUCGACUCGGGUCAGUAUCGGAAUCUCCUAACAAGACACGUCCAUGAUGUGAUUGGAAGUGACGGAGUCACUCCGGCGUAUUUUCGCUGGAAUGCCCGCCAGCAGAUUUCCCAGUAUCCGACUGUGUCAAUGACGAAUGGCACAGUCACGCAGAUCGCAAAGCUGAAUUCCUCGACUUUCAGCAUUGUCGAUGCCGACGGCAAUCACUACACCAGUCGCAAAGUUGUUGUUGCAACGGGCUUGAGAGACAUUCUGCCUUCUACGCCGGGCAUCGCCGAGAACUGGGCUCGCGGAAUCUACUGGUGUCCUUGGUGUGACGGCUACGAGCACCGUGAUCAGCCACUGGGCCUCCUGGGAGCGAUAGACAAGAUAUUCGGCCUCGUGCUCGAGGUUGACACCCUGGAUACCGACCUCAUCGCUUUCACCAACGGUACGAUGACUGCUGAAGGAUUGCAGGUCCUCAAUACUGCACAGCCCGAUUGGGAGAAUAUCGUCAAGAUCUACAACGUUAAGAUCGACAACCGGACCAUAUCCACAAUUGAGAGGAUCCAAGACGGCGGCAUAGUGAACAAUAUCGCCACCAAGACUGAAUAUGACAAGUUCCUAGUCCAUUUCGACGACGGAACCACCGCGGAAAGGGGAGCAUUCUUCACGGGCUGGCCGUCCGUACAGGCAUCAAAUGUCGGGACGGAUCUGGGCAUUGGGAUGAAAGGUAACAAGUUAUAUAACAAUAUUACGACCAUGGCGACCAAUAUACAGGGGGCCUAUGCUGUUGGCGAUGCCAAUAUGGACGGUAGCACGAAUGUCCCACAUGCGAUGUGGAGCGGCAAGCGUGCUGCAGUUGAUAUACACCUGGCAAUGGCAGAGGAAGAUUUUGAAUCUGCAGUGAUUGCAGCUGGGUUGAGCAAACGAGAUGAUGAUCCAGAAAGCGAUAGAGAACUGUUGCUCAGAUAUAUCGGCGAGGAGUUCGAGAACCUGUGGAAGUUAGAGGCCACUAGCGAAUAUCUGAACUUCACGUAG
Messenger RNA from Exophiala spinifera, 1188 nucleotides. RefSeq lists its product as uncharacterized. The coding region runs from base 1 to 1188 and encodes 395 amino acids. Gene Ontology annotation, molecular function: oxidoreductase activity. NCBI's taxonomy places the organism in Eukaryota, Fungi, Ascomycota, Eurotiomycetes, Chaetothyriales, Herpotrichiellaceae. The transcript has 3 exons. The record is from RefSeq and is a predicted model, not a curated record.